CCCCUUCGUCGUUGGUUCUCCGGUCAACACUUGGGUCUAGCUAGAGUACGUUCGCUAGCCCUACGUGCGUAAUUCGGCCGCUAUAAAGCCAAGCGCGUUGCCCGUCUGGCGACUUAUCUAUCCUCACACAAUGGCGCCCGAGCGCACCGCUCCCAUCGUCACGACUGCGAUUAUCGUGGCAUUUAUAGUAUCCCUCGCCGAUACCGCCCUAGUACCUGACCGUGGUAGAUUUGGCGUGAUCGACGAUGCGCCAUUAUUUCCUGAUGCCGACUACCCCCCGGGCAUGGGGCCGCGCUAUUUCGUGGACCUGCCUGUCUCCGCAAAACCUCGCGCUGCAAGGCGCCAGCAGUCGGGAGCGUGCGGUGCAGGCAAUCACACUUGCUUGGAGUUGGGACCUCUAGGCGAAGGAUUGUGUUGCGAUAACGAUGCGGAAUGCAUCGUGCUGGCGGACUGGAGUGUGAGGUGCUGCCCGCUCGGGAGUUGCAGCGCCCCGUGUCAUGAGACGCUGCGAUACUGCAAUAUAACGGCUACCGAGACAACGACUAUCGCUACUUCAGGGACGGUAUUAACGGCCGUUGAAACGACUAGCCUGAUACCUGCCUGCUGUGAGCGCCCCUGUUCUAGUUCUUCGUUCCUCUGCCCCCAGAAUUUGGGUGGGCGUUGCUGUCCUUACGGUGCGUCCUGCCGUGUGGAUGGUUCAUGUGCCGCCCCUCUCGACAGCUCUAGUUCCGGGUCUGCGGUGAUAACCCCUCUAGGGUGCACCACGUCACAGAUCACAUGCGCAGAGUCUGAGGGUGGUGGGUGCUGCAACACUGGCUCUACCUGUACCUCGUCUGUGUCGGCCACAGAGACGGUGGUAUUCUGCGCACUUAACGGGACCGUCGUCCAAACCGGGCUCUCUGAGGCUGCCAGGGCAGGCGUUGGCGUGGGUGUCACUGUGGGCGCCGCCAUUGUGAUCGGCGCCUUGACGUGGUUCUGCAUCCGGCGGCGUCGAGAGGCGAAGUCGCGGAACGGAGGUUCUACUUUAGCUAGGGGCACACGCGAUGGCGAUCUAGUGGACGAAUUCAUCGAGUCGGAGAUCACGAGCCCUUCGAGCGGGACCGGCCGCCGACCGCGUCCACACCGCACCGGGCUUGCGUACCAAUACGACGGGCCGGAUGCUGUGGAUGGUCCGUAUACGGAUCGCGAAGGUAGUAACACCCCAGGCAGGAGCUUAGCGGCGCAGCUCGGAUCGAGCCUCGGAAGGGUUGAGCAGGUUGGCGUGCCUGCUAACCAUUACCCGGAGCGCCCGGAUGGGAUCGUACGGCCAGUUGAGAUAGACACUGGCGGACGGAUAAUUGAGGGCACGGGUCGUACGCCCGCUGAGUUGGGGGUGACUGAAGGCGACGGGGAGAAGUCUUCUGUGAGGGGCGCCGCACCUGCCAAAGACGAAGACCAAGAAGUGUUCGAGCUUUAUGGCAGCCCUGUGCCCUCCCCGCCACCGAUGAGUCCGAGUGAAUUAGAGCAGCAUAGAGCUGGGACCGUCUCGCCCUCACCACUGCCAGAGAUGAAGGGCACCGGAGACCGUUGAGGGGAGCAUUUGUGCGAAGACGCCAACCCCGAUAGACUUAUGAUGAUAACGAAGCAUUUGGCAUAUAUUACCCUGGCAUUUGGCCGUAAUACUGUAAGUAGGAAAGGAGCACGUGAACUGGACAAUACAAUGGACACGACUGCGUUCAGCUAGUCGAUUGACAAGGAACGCCUCGCUUGCUGAGCAUUCUUCCCU
Messenger RNA from Durotheca rogersii, 1765 nucleotides. RefSeq lists its product as uncharacterized. Bases 131 to 1570 code for a protein of 479 amino acids. The record is from RefSeq and is a predicted model, not a curated record. Lineage: Eukaryota; Fungi; Ascomycota; Sordariomycetes; Xylariales; Xylariaceae. The transcript has a single exon.